GUUGCAUCUUAUCCUAGCCCGCUUCACACAGGAGACCGCUGAUGGUGGACGGAGAAGCUAUCCGUAAUCUUUUUCAAAGGGCUUGAACGUGUGAGGAUGCUGGUGAAGUUUGCACAAACUAGCAAACAGCCUGGAGUCUUUUACGAGUCCGUUUUACUCAGACUCGAGAAAUGACAUAAGAAGUCUGUUUGUACAGGCAGGUAGUGGUGCCACAUAAAUCUGCUUUCUCCAGGCUUUAGCUUUGCUGACAAAACAAAAACACACCCAGGCUACUUAGAAAGUUGAAGUUGGAGGAAAAGGAGGAGGAGGUAGAGGAAAUCCGUCUCUCCUCAUGGCCAGCGGGCGUUUUCCAGGCAAGAGUGCAGAUGUGGCCAUCAACAACUGGACUGCUCCAUCUCAGGGCAGACCGCUGUGUGUCAACGGGACACCAUGGAUCCUUUACCUGCUUGAGGAAUGUGUGGACAACAUCUGGGAGUACUGCAGCGUUGUGAUAGGACUCAUAUCCAUGUUCUGUUUUUUGUUGUCCACGAUACCGCAGGUCUAUGAGGCCUAUCGGAAUGGAAAAGUGGAAGAGGCCAUGUCUUUUGGGUUUCUCGUCUUCCUCCUCAGUGGAGACCUGACCAGCUUCGCUGGAUGCUAUCUCACUAGCCAGCUGCCCAUUCAGGUUGUCACAGUGGUGUUUUACAUCUUCACUGACCUGAUUCUCAUCUCCCAGUUUCUCUACUAUAAGAUCAAAAACAGCUCCAGCAGAAAAAAUCCCGCGCUGAAGUGGGUGUGCUUCAUGUGGUGUGGCGCUGGGACAUUAGCACUCCUGGCUUUACCCAAGCUCAUUAUAGACAACGGUUCACAUUUAAACACUCAGAGUCCAGCCAGCUCCAAGUCAGUGGAAAUCACUGGUUAUGUAUGUGGAUAUUUGGCAUCUGUUUUCUACCUCUGCUCCCGUUUUCCACAAAUCCAUAAAAAUUUCCAGCGACAGUCUACAGAGGGCACCUCCUACCUGCUGUUUGCCCUGGCCAUGAUGGGUAAUGGGACGUAUGGGCUGAGCGUCAUAGUUGUCCUUCCGGCAUUGAAGGGCUCCAAACAGAACUUCAUCGUCAAACAUCUGGCCUGGCUCAUCGGCAGCCUGGGAGUCCUCAUACUCGACUGUUUUGUAACUGCCCAGUUCAUCAUGUACAGGAAGAACAUUUCUGCCAAAAGCAGUGCGCUACGCCAUAUCCCAGAGGUGGAACCUCUUCUGAGCGAGGAAGAGGAGCUGACAGUGUUGUAGGACAGAGAUCAAACACCAGCAGCGAUCGGACUAUCAGUCUUUGUUUGGAGCUCUCAGGGGUUGCUGAACAUGAGUCUCAUUUUCUUUGCACACAAGAGGACAAUCUCCUGUUUAGUGUGUUAAUAAAGAAGGAAAGAGGAGGUAACAGUUUCCUUAACACUGGGGAUUAACUACCAGUUUAGAAGCUCUUCCAUAGUUUCUCUUUAGUCUGGCUUGCCUGCAUGACUUGAGUCAUUUUUGCACUUGGACCUCUUGAUUUUGUUUAUGGAUGGAAAAACUAUAUUUAAAAGCAAUCAGUGAGCUUCCAUGUUUAAAAUAGGGCUCUUAAAACCAAUUAGUCAUUUCUAAAAUGAAACCUUUGCCAAUAUCUGCGGAACCUGAUGUAUUAACAUAUUUUUUAAGAUAGUUGGUAUCACCACCAAAAGCCCACGAAAGCAAAUUUUCCAAAUACUCCCCUAGUAAGCACAGAAGUGUGGAAUUACAUUGGUCUUAUCUCACUUUGUGGCCCUGUAGCUAACCCUUUACAGCCAUACGAGACAACGCUGGGAUAAAAAGAACCAACUCUGAUGUUUUAAUGUGAAUCCGAUAGUGUUAUAUAAUGUGAAAAGGAUUUUUAAUGUUUAAGGACUAGUGGAUUUCUUUGCUUUGCGUCCUCUUUGUUGUCCUCCAGGAGAAACAGUGUGUACCCUUUAAAACUGUUAAUAGUCUUAAUAUAAAUGCAUUGCAUAAACACAUCACUGGUUUUAAGUUAAUGUGAAUCAGAUUGUUAAAGUAGAAAAUAACUUAAGAAACUGUAUUUCUUAAAAACAGCAGUUGAACUGUUUGUUCUUCCAAGUCCCCGAUUAUGACCUCCCUGCAGAUGUCCUCUCUUAAGUUUCCGUGUGCUGGCAUCGUCUUUUUUAAAAUCUUAUAACGUUUAUUAAAAAAGAAAGAAGACGCGUUCAAUGACGUUAUCUAAAAAUAGGAGCAUUAUAAAAUUAGCCCACGUGUCUAAACUGUCAUCAGGUUUGUGGGAGAGAGUAUGCUCUUGUCAAGCCAAAUUUAUUUGCAUUAUUUGGUAGCGUGUCCUUAUUAGCUUCUUUACAGUUGUUUGCAGAACUAAUGCUAAUUGAAUAGAUAACAACAGAGGAGAGAAAGGGGAAAAAAAUGGUGUACUAAUAGAUGAGUAGUUUCAUGUUAUGAUUAUAUUUUUUGUAAGUAUUGAUUUAGACUAAUGCUAAAAAUAAUAAUAAGUGUUAAUAAUAUUAGUUAAUUCAUAGUAAAUUAGUUAUUAGUGAAUUAUAUUCUUUCUUCUGACAGAUGGUUUUCUCAUACAGUAUGUAUGUGGCACAGUCACUUUUAACCUGAUCAUCUGUUUAACUUCAGUUCUGCAGAUUUCUCUACCUCAGGCAAAUGUGGGCGUCUUUUUGUGUUAAAAAACAAACAAACCAUUAGUCAUUAGUCCCAGUACUAGCCCGAGAAAAUUCAUUUGCAAAUAUGCAAUAAUAACUUCUUCACUAAUAAUUCAGUACUUCUAGUGAAUUAUUGUAAUUUCAAAAUGUUCCUGUUUCUCUGAUUGUUUUUGUAUUGAAUAUAUUAUUAGGACCUAUUGCUUAUACAUGUAUAUAAGUUGUUGAGAUGGGUUUAUUUUAUUUCCUUUUUUAAUCUUCCAUUGUGUUUGCUUUUAAUAAAUGUGUAUUGUGCCAAGUUUAAAUAACUCCAUUGUAUCUUUAUAAAAUAUACUAUGUACUGUUUUGAUUGAAAGAAAUCAAGAAUUUGGUCUCACAUUUCACGUUGGAAGGUUCUGUCUUUGAGUCACAGAAAUGUACAAGUUUACAAUGUCCUCUCAAUCAUGUCUGUAUGCUGAAUGAAACUGUGCACCUCCACAGUGGAUUUUAAAUCCAAAACUCAAGAUGCGAUUGAAAUGCAGGCUUUCAGCUCUACUUCAAGGGGUUUUAUCAAAAUGUUGCAUUAACUGAGUUUAUGAAUUACAGCCAAUUUUAUGCACAGUCCUCCAUUUUUACUGACUCAGAAGUAUUUGAACAAGCAUCCAAAAUAGCCUGAAGCAGCAGUUCUGGGAGAAAAAUACAAAAUAUAUAUAUAUUUGGACAGAAAAACAACAUAAAUUUAUACCAGAAUUAUGGAAAGAGGCACGUAUGGAGGAAAAAACUGGCUCAUAGUGGAGGCAGUUUUAUGGCAUAGCUUUGUAUAGCUGCCAUUGGAAGCUGGGCACUUGUGUCUAAGGGUGACGUAAAGUAGCAGGCUGAAUUGUGAAGUGUACAGGGCUAUACUCAUGCAAAAUGCCACAGAAUCGAUCAGACAGCUACAGUAACCAUGAGCGCUCAAACUCAAUACGCGACUUCUGAAAAAAUGCCGCAAAAGCACACAUAACACAAACAGAAGGACAUGCAGCAUUAGGUCAUAACAGACCCCUGGAAGCGACAAGCCAACAGUAACCGUCUAAUACCAAACAUGUACAGUAUGGCUCAAU
Neolamprologus brichardi is the source of this 3737-nucleotide messenger RNA. RefSeq names its product lysosomal amino acid transporter 1 homolog. The record is from RefSeq and is a predicted model, not a curated record. Gene Ontology annotation, molecular function: L-lysine transmembrane transporter activity. Gene Ontology annotation, cellular component: lysosomal membrane. Lineage: Eukaryota; Metazoa; Chordata; Actinopteri; Cichliformes; Cichlidae.